Molecule: messenger RNA, 1071 nt
Organism: Bacillus rossius redtenbacheri
Lineage: Eukaryota; Metazoa; Arthropoda; Insecta; Phasmatodea; Bacillidae
Exons: 3
Coding region: 128-379 (83 amino acids)
Source: RefSeq, a predicted model, not a curated record
GUUGACCCAGCACGCUGCACAGCCGAGAAGCUCUGCUAUAUAACAGCCGGCCCAGGAGGUGUAGGUCAGAGCUUGAGGUCCGCACCUCCGAGCUGGUCGCUGUCGAACAACUUUGAACACCGCCACCAUGAAGGUGUACGUGGUGUUGUCGGUGCUGUGCGUGCUUGCCAUCUCUUCAUGCCUGGGCCAGAAAGACGCGACGCCGCCGCCCUACCCGCCGUGGCCGCCCCCAGGUGUGCCCAUGCCGGUGCCCAAGCCGGCGCCCAUGCCGGUGCCCAGGCCGCCACCCAUCCCACCGGCGCAAAUGCCGGUGCCCGUCAUCCCCCAAUACCCCAAGCCGCCGCCCACCUGGAAGUUCCGCCGCUCGCUCCAAGACUAGCCAUAACCGAAACGACAUCAUAUAAAUUCAUCGGUGUUAAAAUCGAUUCUCAGCAAAAUCGAUUAUCGAAAUCUGAGAACUCAUAUAUUAAUGCAACGAUGCGCAUAUGAGGCUGUUAGAGCUAAAGGGGUGCGACAGAAUAUAGAUUUAUAUUUAGUUGAAUGCUAAUAUUGAACAUUUGGUCCCAAAGGGGAACAUGUUUACUCUUAAGAUUUCUGUUGCCACUUAAACUAAAUUUCCUUUGUUAUUGGCCACCUAUUAUUAUAAACGCACAUGCAUAUUUUUGAUUUUUAUAUUCUAUAGUUACCUACGAACCGUAAUUCAUGUCUGGUGAGUUCCAAACUUGACAGUGAAAAAAUUAUGCGUAAUAGUUUUUUGAGGUUUCAUAAAUUUGCGUUGGUCACAUACCUUCAAAAAUUGAUUUGUCGAAUACGGAGCAAUAAUCGAUGCAUCGUUUCUAAAAUAAUCGACCGCGCCUCUCGCGCCACGGCCAUCAGGAUGGCGAGGUCAGGGGUCAGGCAACUCCCCGGCCGACGUAAGUCCCUAGCAGCACAGCGGCGCACCGACAGAACAACUCGUCAGACAAACGGACAGUCAUCGCCUGGUGGUGCUACGCUCACCUUAACAUCACUAGUGUGCUUGUGACAACAUCUGUAACCUUGUUUAGUAAUAAAUUUCCUUAAUUUUUUUAA